CCAUCAUGAUUAUGUAAAUAAGCUGCAAGAGUGAGUGCAGGUUGAAACCGCAGUGAGACGAGCGUGUAUGUGCGUGUGUGUGCGUGUGCGUGUGCGCGUUGCCCGUUCGGGGCCGGGGCCCGUCGGUAGAUGGCGGUAACCCAAGAAAGCUGAUCCACCGAGCAGGGGAGGGCUCUCGGCCACUCGGGCUCCGGUGUUUGCGGCAGGCAGGCAGCAGCAGCAGCAGCAGCAGCGCCGAAGCACACCGUGAAGGACACCAGGAGAGAGUAGCGCACCUCUCCGGCUUCAGCCCCCCCUCCACCUCCCCGGCCCCCCCUCUUAGAGCACGCAGCCAUGGAGGACAAACCCAACUCGUUCUCCGGUGCCAAGGAGGAGAAAGCGGACGGGAAUAACGCCUUCCAGCGGCAGGACUCCAUCCAGAAGAACAACAGCACGGGCGGCCAGAACCCGAAGGAGCACGGCAACUCGGUGGGCUUCAAGGGAGAGCGCGACGAGGCCAUGGUGGGCUUCGACGACCUGGAGGCGGCAUCCAGGCAACACGGGUUCAUGCAGAGGCAAUUCGGGGCCAUGAUGCAGCCCGGAGUCAAUAAGUUCUCCCUGCGGAUGUUCGGCAGCCAGAAAGCGGUGGAGAAGGAGCAGGAGCGGGUGCAGACGGCCGGCUACUGGAUCAUUCACCCGUAUAGCGAUUUUAGGUUCUACUGGGACUUGAUAAUGCUCAUCAUGAUGAUGGGGAAUCUAAUCAUCAUUCCUGUGGGAAUAACCUUCUUCUCAGAGCAGACCACCACCACCUGGUUGGUGUUCAACGUGGCCUCGGACACCAUCUUCCUGGUGGAUCUGGUCAUGAACUUCAGGACGGGCAUCGUCAACGAGGAGAGCUCCGAGAUCAUUCUAGACCCCAAGGUCAUCAAGAUGAACUACCUGAAGAGCUGGUUCGUGGUGGACUUCCUGUCAUCCAUACCAGUGGAUUAUAUCUUUUUGAUCGUGGAGAAAGGCUUCGACUCUGAAGUGUACAAGACGGCGCGCGCCCUACGCAUCGUCCGCUUUACCAAGAUCCUCAGCCUGUUGCGCCUGUUGAGACUGUCUCGACUCAUCCGAUACAUACAUCAGUGGGAGGAGAUCUUCCAUAUGACCUAUGAUCUGGCUAGCGCUGUGGUAAGAAUAUUUAACUUGAUAGGCAUGAUGCUGCUGCUGUGUCACUGGGACGGCUGCCUCCAGUACCUGGUGCCUCUGCUCCAAGACUUCCCCCCUGACUGCUGGGUGUCGCUGAACGGUAUGGUUAAUGUGUCCUGGGGCAAGCAGUACUCAUACGCCCUCUUCAAAGCCAUGAGCCACAUGCUGUGCAUCGGCUACGGCGCCCGGGCGCCGGUGAGCAUGUCGGACCUGUGGAUCACGAUGCUGAGCAUGAUCGUGGGCGCCACGUGCUACGCCAUGUUCGUGGGACACGCCACCGCGCUCAUCCAGUCGCUGGACUCGUCACGUCGGCAGUACCAAGAGAAGUACAAGCAAGUGGAGCAAUACAUGUCCUUCCACAAGCUUCCGGCGGACAUGCGGCAAAAGAUCCACGACUACUAUGAACACCGCUACCAGGGCAAGAUCUUCGACGAGGACAACAUUCUUAGCGAACUCAAUGAUCCACUCAAAGAGGAAAUUGUCAACUUCAACUGCCGCAAGCUGGUGGCUACCAUGCCACUAUUUGCCAAUGCUGACCCCAACUUUGUGACGGGGAUGCUGAGCAAGCUGAAGUUUGAGGUCUUCCAGCCCAACGACUACAUCAUCCGUGAGGGCACCGUCGGCAAGAAGAUGUACUUCAUCCAGCACGGGGUUGCCAGCGUCAUCACCAAGUUCAACAAGGAGAUGAAGCUGACGGAUGGGUCCUACUUCGGAGAGAUCUGCCUUCUCACCAAGGGCAGAAGGACAGCCAGCGUGAGGGCCGACACCUACUGCCGCCUCUUCUCGCUGUCCGUGGACCACUUCAACGAGGUUCUGGAGGAGUACCCUAUGAUGCGACGGGCCUUUGAGACGGUCGCCAUCGACCGCUUGGAUCGUAUCGGGAAGAAGAACUCGUUGCUGCUGCAGAAGUUCCAGAAGGACCUGAACGCCGGCGUUUUCAACACGCAGGAGAACGAGAUCUUGAAACAGAUCAUUCGCCAGGACCGGGAGAUGGUGAUGAUGGUGGAACGCAAGCAGUCGGUCAGCGGGAUGAACUCGACGCCAAUGUCCGGCAACUCCAUCAUUAACUCGCCAGCGCAGCCGCCCUUCUCCGCCGCCUUUGGGAUGAGUCAGUUCCAGCAGUCGUCGGUCCCUUUGACCUACAGUGCUUCAGCUAUCGCCAACGCCUCCGCUGCCCGAAUGCUGCCGGCUGCCGCCGCAGCGGCCCUCUACCCCACCACCAGCGUUUCCCAUCUCGGUUCCUCCUCCGCCAACCCUCAGACACCGCUCCAGGGAGCCAUCAUGUCGCCGUGCUCCUUCACGGCCGCCAUGUGCAGUCCACCGGUACAGACGCCACUGGCCAGCCGGAGCUUCCAAUACGGCUCUCCCACGGCGUCCCAGCUGUCGCUCAUCCAGCAGCCUGUCGGCCAGGCGUCUCUCACCGGCCAGCAGUCGCAACUUAGCCAGCAGACACCUGUGUCAGCUGCGGGCGGUGCCGCGACGCAGCAGCAGUCUCCGCAGCAGCAGCAGCAGCAACAACAGGUCCCUUCGCCCCAGCGAGGCGACGUCCACAAGAGCACGCAGGCUCUGCAGUCCGGCAGCUUGAGUCGAGACGUGCGACACUUGUCGGCCUCGCAGCCAUCCCUGCCGCACGACACGUCGCUUGGGCUGCGGGCGCAUCAGGCCUCGGGCGACUCGCUGGCCUCCAUCACGCCGCUUGCGGUCACAGCGGCUGCGGCGGCCAUCCAGGGGAUGAGUCUCCAGAGCGGCAUCCGCACCACAGUGCCCCAGCGGGUAAAUUUGUUCCGGCAGAUGUCGUCGGGGGCCCUGCCGCCCGUCCGCUCCGCAUCGGCGGCGACGGCAGCCUCGUCGUCAUCAGGUCAGCACAGGGAAUCCCCUGGCUCACGGAGAGAUUCUGUCCUGAGCAGUACGGAGACUGACCAAGACAAAAUGCGCUUUGCAUCAAAUUUAUGAUCCCAUUUUUUUCUUUUUGAUUCUUCUUCUUUUUGUUAACCAUGAAGGAGCUCCAAACUACUUCAGCAUUGUUUUCUCUUCUCAGAUAACCUCAUUGAAAUCGUGUACAUACGACACCCUUGGAUUAUAUUUUAGACACAUUGUCUCCCUACUUAAGAAUGUAUAUUAUACAGAUAAUCUCUUUUUCUUUUAUGCCAUAUCUAGGAAUAUAUACACAUACAGUAUCUGGUAUAUGGCCUGUGUGUGUGUGUGUGUGUGUGUGUGUGUGUAUAUAUGGUACGAAUGGGAGAGAUUGCGCGAGUGCAUGUGACUGCGUGUUGAAAUCCAACUAUAAUAUAUUUCGCAAUGGCAAUUGAAAAAAAGCUGUAGUAUAAAAAAAAAACACGUCUUCCUUUCUGAGAAAUAUAAUGAAUUAUAUACAAUGUAUGACUUUUUUUAUUUAUAUAUUUAUGAUUUUUUGGGGGGUUUGUUUUUUAUCUGGAAUGCAUUACGGAUUGUGACUUCCUUUUCCACCAAUGAGGAAGAAGCAGCUUUUAGCGUCACUGUGGAAUCAUACGUGCAAAGUAAACACUUGCAAAUCAUCUUUAAAAAAAAACAAAACAAAAAGAAGAAGAACAAACAACAACAACAACAAAAAAAGCACACGCUCACACGGAGGAAUUUUUCUGGACUUUCAGAAAACAAAAGCGUACGGAAAGUGUUUGCAACCUCGACAGUGUUAAGGGAAUGAAUAAGAGAAAAUGCUGCUUUAAGACGAGCGUGACGGAUGGACGAAAGGACGGAUGGAUGCGUUUGUUUUCUAUUCCUCAUUUGGGAUGGUUGAAAUGUGACGUAACGACGAGACAGAAAGAAAUGAAACUGUGUAUAUUUAUAAUAUUUAUAAACUAAAGAAUUAUCACCAUUAUGCAAUAGACUGUGACAUAAAGAUUACCUAUACGUGUGCUGUAAAUAGUUUUUGUGGAGCUAGUAUUUACAGAUACUGUGUGGUGCAUUCUCUCUAUCAUAAACAAAUGUCUUACUUCUGUCGGGAAACCCAACUAACCCACCCGCAAACGAUAAAACUGACAAAUGAACCUUAAUGCAAAAAUACAGCAUACUGAUGAACAGGCUCGACGAGAGUACCAUUUGAAUUUAUUGUUACAGUAUAUACAUUGUCUUUAAAAUGUUUCCGAUUUCAGCUAGUUUCAUCUACCUUGAUGCACUUUUAAAAGUCAUUUCGAUUUACCGCACUAUGAAAUACUUGAACAGACCCAAGACUCCAAUUGAGGCAGGUUGGGUUUCGAGAGAAGCUCAGCUGUGGCAUUGGAAGAAUCCAUCCAUCCAUUUUCUGAGCCGCGCGGGCGUGCUGGAGCCUAUCCCAGCUGUCAUCGGGCAGGAGGCGGGGUACACCCUGCACUGGUUGCCAGCCGAUCGCAGGGCACAUACAAACAAACAACCAUCCGCACUCACAUUCACACCUAGGGGCAAUUUAGAGUCUCCAAUUCAUGCAUGUUUUUGGGAUGUGGGAGGAAACCGGAGUGCCGGCACGGGGAGAACAUGCAAACUCCACACAGGCGGGGCCAGGGAUUGAACCUGGAUCCUCAGAACUGUGAGGCUGACGCUCUAACCGGUUGUCCACCGUGCCGCCUGGAAGAAUCCAGUGUUGUUGAUUAUUUCUUUUUUUUCUGGCAAAUUUAUAAUAUUUUUUUGAAUGAUUUUUAAGCUUCCGUUCAACUUAAGACCACUGAAAAACCACUCUGAACAGUAAAAGGUUAAAAAAAAAAACAGUAAAAUAGUUUCAGAGCGAGGCUCCGUAGUGGUAAUGUAAGAAACCAGUAGAUUUAUUUCAACUUUAGAUGUUGCAUUGCCUAAUUUUUGGUGAUAUUUUCUUUUGUUUUUCCAGUUUCUGUUCAAUUUUAGUUAUGUAACACUAAUCGUGGCAAAUGCUAUCUUCAUACAGAACGGAUUAAGUAAGGGCCAUGCUCAACAUGAAUGAACUGCAAAAAAACUACAAAUCCCAUGGUGGUGGCCAUUUGCCUCACCAGUUGGCUUUAGCAAGAGUCUCAACGGCAGCAAUGUAAGAAUCCAGUUUUACUACAUGAAUUGUUUUUGUAGACAAUGUUUGGUUGAGUUUGGUUCCCCCCCCCCCCCCCAAAUAAAAAUGAAAAAUAUGCACUCUUGUUUGGUGGCGUUGGAGCUUCCUAAAUUCACAGCCUUUGAUAUAUAUUCUUGAAUUCUCAUGUUUUCCUCUCCUCUUAACACCGGUUGUUGAGGCUGCUACUUCUCUUGGAUUAAAAGCCAAAGAAAAAAACGUGUCGCAUCAAUCCUUUGGCUCUCGCUGGAUUGAGGUCUUGUGAUUUGUCACUCACACAUUGCCUAUUUUCCAAAGAUUUGGUUUCAAUUAUUAACUGUACAACCACCGGAACGUUUGACUUUGUAGAUUCAAUCUCCAAACCUUUUUACAAAUUUAGAGGCAUAUUUUUAGCUUACCAUUUUUGGGAUCAAUUCUGAAUUGGAAACUUCAUGAAUGUUUAACUUAGUAGGUUCUACUGUUAGGAUUUGACAAUUGUUAGUUACCGGCAGGUGAAACUCUGUUUAACCCAAAUUUGGUGGAUCGUGCCGUAGUAGUCUAUCAGUAACCUAUGUAAUGUAGCACUAAAGACAAAAUAACAAUAUUUGUAUCAAAAAUACUUCUAGGCCCUAAAUAUAAAACAAUCAAAUAAAAAAGAGUACCGUCAUUUUAAUAUGAAAUAUUUUUACACCUAGCUAGUUUAUUGCGCGCCGUUCAUAAACUCCAAACUUCAUAUUACCAAGGACCCCAUUAGUAUUAACAACUGUCAAAAUGGUAGCUUUUGUUUCAGAAAUGGACUCGACAAACAAAAAAGAUGAUUUAAAAGCGAGUCAAUGGAGGUAGCUUGAGAGUUUGUUGCAUUAUGAGAUAGUCCCCAGGAAUCAUUAAGGACUUUAAGCUUUGGCGAAAAAUGGGCCAAUGAAAGGCUGCAAAGCGCACCUGUUUGCAUUAAGGUUCUACGUCUCAUGUGAAUCCUUCCUCGUGGGCUCGGACACACUAAACCAACCCGAAAACGGUCGCAGAACUUUCCAGGCAAAGACCUCGACUCUUUCCAGUUCGCAUCUGAUGGAUCGGAGAGGCCGUCAUUAUGGCCUCCAGGGUUGCUUAGCACAUACCGUAAAUGCAGUGAGAUGGUCACGCGUAUCCGAGCCCUUUGGGGAAUGAGCUUUUGGCUACAAGUUUGUGUCGAUGGUGGACCGAUACGAUCCUGCCACCGCCGUCAAUGAAAGCAUGCACUGUCACGACAAAAAAAACAAAAACAAAUGUUGACGUUAAAUGUUGAUGUUCGAUGACGUUAAUUGUCCGUCCGCCUCGCUGUUGUCUGUGCGAGCAUCAACCUUUCACAUGGACAUUCUUACGUAUUUGUGCCUAAACUAGAGCAAUGUUCCGCUCAUCUUCGGUUCAUUCCCGACGUUCCUCUUCUACAUGUUUUAUGUCUCUGGGUUUGUGUUGUUGUUUUCUUUAGACAGGAAAGGUGUUGGGGCGACGGCCAAAUGUCUCACGGCAUCCAACUUUUUCAAGCAGCUUGUUUAUUUUCUCUCUCACAUUCACACUGUAAAGUGGAUUUUUUUUUUUUUAGGGGGGGCGAAUAGUGCAAUCUUAACACAAUAAUAUCACGCACGACAAAACAUACAAACGUUAAGCACCUUUCUUACCUUUUCUUUUUCAUAGCUUAGGCACUGACGUUUGUGCAAGGAAACUGGCCAAAGCGAGAAAAAAGUAAUUGUCUUUUUGUUGCGAAUUGCACUUUUCAAGUAGAACACUGAACAUAUUUUUGGGUGGCGGGUUUCCAGCAAUGAGCGCUUAAUUGUGAAUCUGCCAUAGUUGCAUAGGAACGAGUGACGACGCAUCGCAGGACUGUUGCUUUUCGUUUUUUUGAAUCUUAUUUUAUACUUGCCUUCGGAGGGAGUGCUUCCCAACUAUGUGCUUUUGUUUUUAUCUUUUCUUUCCUCACUCUUUAGAUCACAGUUCCCAGACGGGCAUUAAUGGCGACGUAACAAGCUUACACUUUAGCAGCGUAGAGAACCCUCAACAAACCAGCACAUACUGUAUGUUUGUAUGUAUAUUUUGGAUUUUGUUCUUUCUUUUUUUAGUCAUUGUUCGUCGGUUUGUUUGGUGUACGGGGAAGAAAAAUAGAGAUGCAAAAAGAAUUUUCGUAGAAGACGAGAGCCACAUUUCGGUUUUGAGUUUUUUCGCGGAGGACAAGAAAGAUUAAUGUAACCUUUCUUACAACAAUAUGCAGACAAACAGUGUUUGUCAAAAAAUUCCUUUUUAUUUGUAUUUUGUUUUUGUUUUACUUUAUUUGUAAAUAAUAAACCUUUAAGAUAUAGAAAAUAAACGACAUAUUGUCAUUUAAAAGCAA
Molecule: messenger RNA, 7535 nt
Organism: Phyllopteryx taeniolatus (common seadragon)
Lineage: Eukaryota; Metazoa; Chordata; Actinopteri; Syngnathiformes; Syngnathidae
Gene: hcn1
Product: potassium/sodium hyperpolarization-activated cyclic nucleotide-gated channel 1
Exons: 8
Coding region: 334-3123 (929 amino acids)
Biological process (GO): potassium ion transport; transmembrane transport
Cellular component (GO): membrane
Molecular function (GO): voltage-gated potassium channel activity
Source: RefSeq, a predicted model, not a curated record